Molecule: messenger RNA, 8292 nt
Organism: Tachyglossus aculeatus (Australian echidna)
Lineage: Eukaryota; Metazoa; Chordata; Mammalia; Monotremata; Tachyglossidae
Gene: CSPG4
Product: chondroitin sulfate proteoglycan 4
Exons: 10
Coding region: 1-7086 (2361 amino acids)
Source: RefSeq, a predicted model, not a curated record
AUGUCCAUCUGGGGGCUCCCGGCCCCCCGGGUGCUGCUCCAGCUCUGCCUGUGGACACUGUCCCUGCUGGCCAGCCCUGCUUCUGGAGCAUCCUUCUUCGGAGAGGACCAUUUACAAGUGCCCCUAGUCGAGGCCCUGGACACAAUCCACCUCCAUUUGCAGUUCCUCACGGCUCAGGAAGAUGGACUGUUCCUCCUGGCGGCCGGUCAGCCUGACCAUCUCCUGGUGGAACUCCGCUCGGGCGGUCUGCAGGUCAGGCUGGCCCAGGGCAGCGAGCAGGUGACCCUCCAGAGCCCCGCAGGCCAGCAGUUCGAUGACCUUGUGGCCCAUGACGUGGUGCUGACUGUGAGAGAUGGCCAGGCCACCCUGAGCCUCGACAGCCUCCUCAACUCCUCGGCCCGGGUCUCCCCGGGGCCCCUGCGGAUGUCCUAUGGCCUCUUCCUUGGGGGGCCGGGCAGCUUAGAUCUCCCUUAUCUGACGGGGACCAGCCCACCCUUUCGAGGCUGCCUCCUCACCGCCACCCUCAACGGCCAAGACCUCCUCUCCCCGCGGGGCCCCGACUGCAGCCCAGAGUUCUCCGCCGGUGAAGACGAGCCCCUGGGCUUCCUGGGCCCCCGCUCCCUGGCCGCCUUCCCCGGCUGGGAUGCCCGGGAGGAGGGCACGAUCGAGUUCACCCUGACCACCCGGGCCAGGCGGGCGCCGCUGGUGUUCCAGGCCGGCCCGCAGGGUGACUUCGUCUACCUGGAGGUCUUUGAGGGGCACCUGCGGGGCGUGGUGGAGAAGGGGCACGGGGCCGUCCUGCUGCACAACAAUGUGCCGGUCAGUGACGGGCAGCCCCACGAGGUCAGCGUCCGCGUGGACGUCUACAAGCUGGAGAUCUCCGUGGACCAGUAUCCCACCCGCACUUCCAACCGCGGGGUCCACAGCUACCUGGACCUGCAGGGCCGGCUCCUCCUGGGCGGGCUGGACGCCCCCGCCGCCCGCCGCCUGCGAGAACACCGACUGGGGCUGGCCCCCGACGCUGACGCCUCCCUGGUGGGCUGCGUGGAGGACCUGCUGGUCAACUCGGAGAGGAGGAGCCUGCGGGACGCUGUGGUCACCCGGGACCUGGCUGCUGGCUGCGCCUUCCCGGACGAGGACGAGGAUGAAGCCUACAACCCCUACGAGCCACUGGCCGGUCCGGAGCCGUGCCGCCCGGAGCCCGGGCUGCCUCCGGCCUUCGCCAACUUCACCAGGCUGCUGAACCUCAGCCCGCUGGAGGUGGGUGAGGGGGGCACGGCCUGGCUGGAGUGGCGCCACGUCCAGCCCGCCCUGGACCUGCCCGCCGCUGGCAUCCGGCAGUCCCAGGUCCUCUUCGGGCUGGCCCGCGCGGCCCGCCACGGGGAGCUGGAGCUGGACAUCCCCGGAGCCCAGGCCCGGAAGAAGUUCACCCUCCUGGACGUGGUCAACCGGAAGGUCCGCUUCGCGCACGACGGCUCGGAGGAGCCCGCCGACCAGCUGGCUCUGGAGGUGACCGUCACCGCACGCGGGCCCCUGCCCGAGUGCCUGCGCCGGGGCCAGACGUACCUGUUGCCCAUCAAGGUCAGCCCCGUCAACGACCCUCCGCAGGUGGUCUUCCCCCACGGCAGCCUGAUGGUCAUCCUGGAGCACACGCGUAAGGCCCUGGGGCCGGACGUCUUCCAGGCCCACGAUCCCGACAGCCCCUGCCAGGGCCUCACCUUCCAGCUCCUCGGGGCCGCGCGGCUGGCGGGCGGCCGCGUGGAGUCCGACGCCAGGCCCGGCGUGCCGGUCGCUGACUUCACCUGCGGGGACCUGGAGGUGGGCCGCCUGGCCUACGUCCACCAGAGCGGCCCGGCCCAGGACCUCAUGCUCCAGGUCAGCGAUGGCCAGGUCAGCAGCCCCGUGGCCACCCUCAAGGUCAUCGCCAUCCAGCCGGACAUUCAGCUGCGCAACAACACGGGGCUUUUCGUGGCCCAGGGGGCCAGCGCCCCCAUCACCACCACCAACCUGUCGGCCGAGACCAACGCCGUCCAGCAGCAGGUCAGCAUCCUGUACCGCCUCACCCAGCCGCCACUCUAUGGUGAGGUGCAGAAGCCCGGGGCCAUGGCCGGCCAGUGGGAGGGGACCCAAGUCUUUCUCCAGAGGGACCUGGAGCAAGGGCAAGUCCGCUACCUGAGCACUGACCCGCGGCCCCUGGCCGAGGACGCCACCGAGAAGCUGCGCUUCGAGGUGCGGGUCGGCCAGCAGGUCCUGGAGAACAACACCUUCCUGGUCACCAUCCGGAGGGCCGCCAUCCGGAUGCUGAGGUUAGAGCCCCUUCUGGCCCUCCAGGCCGGGCCGGUGACCAUCGGCCCAACCCAGCUGGAGGCCACCCUGGAGGACCCGGCCGCCCCCAGCCCCAUCCCCUUCCACUACCAGCUGGUCAUGGCUCCCAAGAAGGGCAACCUUCGCCUCCGGGGCGCUCGGCUGUCGGAAGGCCAGGGCUUCACCCAGGAGGACCUGCGUGAGGGCCACCUGAGCUAUGGGGCUACUUCCCGGGCCUCCCAGGAGGCCAAUGACGCCUUCCAGUUCCGGGUCACCUCCGCCGCCCACUUCUCCCCACUCUACACGCUCCCCAUCCUCAUCAGCGGGGACCCCGAUGCUCCCAUCCUCACCAACGUCCUGCUGUCCGUGCCCGAGGGCGGCGAGGCCGUCAUCUCGCGGGACCACCUCUUCGUCCGUAGCCUCCACGGCACCGACUACCUGUACGAGGUCAUCGAGAAGCCCCGCCACGGGAAGCUGGCCUGGCGGGGGGCGGGCGGGCCGGCAGGAGGCCCCUCGGGGGACGGUGUGGCCUCGGGGGACGUCGGCACCUCGGGGGGAGGGGUAUCGGAAGGUGGCAUCUCGGGGAGUGGGGCCUCGGGGGUGCCCACUGUGACCCAGUUCACCAACGAUGACCUGCUGCGGGGCCGGCUGGUCUACCGGCACGACGGCUCGGAGACCACGGAGGACGACAUUCCCUUCGUGGCAGCCCGGCAGGGCGAGGGCAGCGCCGGCACGGCCUGGGAGGACGUGAGGGGCGUGUUCCGCGUCUCCAUCCAGCCCGUCAACGACCACGCGCCCGUCCGCGUGGUCCACCGGGUCCUCGACGUGGUGCGGCACGGCCGGCGGCUCCUGACCACGGCCGACAUCGCCUUCGCCGACGCCGACUCGGGCUUCUCCGACACGCACCUGGUGUUCACUCGCAAAGACCUGCUCUUCGGCCGCAUCGUGGCGGCGGCGGACCCGGCCCGGCCCGUGUACCGCUUCACCCAGGAUGACCUGAGGCAGAAGAGGAUCCUCUUUAUCCACUCGGGGGCCGACCGCGGCUCCAUCCAGCUGCAGGUGUCGGACGGGCUGCACCAGUCCACCUCUCUGCUGGACGUCCGGGCCUCGGACCCCUACCUGCGGCUGGCCAACGGCUCCGGACUGGCGGUCCGCCAGGGCGGCCAGGGGACCAUUGACUCGACCGCCCUCAGCCUGGAGACCAACAUGGACGUGCGCGGUGGCGAGGAGAUCCAAUUCCGGGUCACCUCGCCACCCCGCCGGGGGACGCUCCUGAAGGGAGGCCAGCCGGCCGCCGCCUUCUCCCAGCAGGACGUGCAGGAGGGGGCUCUGCUCUACCGUCACGACGGCAGCCGGGCCCCACGGGACCACUUUGACUUCUCGGUGCAGGUGGGGCCGGUGGCCCUGGAAGACACCCUGCAGGUGACUGUCUUCCUCGACGUCCCCCUGGGGCCCCUGACCCUGGCCCGGCACGAGAAGAUCUACGUCUUUCAGGGGGAGGCGGCCGAGAUCAAGCCGGACCACCUGGAGGCAGUCCAAGAGGCCAUCCCACCCCAGGACAUCAGCUACACGGUCACUAGCAGCCCCCGCGCUGGCCACCUGGCCACCAUCUCACCCGGGGCGAAUCUGAACGAGUCUCCCAGCCUCGACUCCGUCCGGAACUUCACCCAAAAGGACAUCGACGAGGGGAGAAUCCUGUACCUGCACACGCGGGCCGAGAGCUGGACGGACCAGUUCACCGUGGACGUGCUGGCCGAAGGGGCCGGCUCGCUGGCGGGGGUGGUGGUGGAGCUGGAGGUCCUGCCCAUCACCAUCCCCCUGGAAGUGGGCAACGUCACCGUGGCCGAGGGGGAGGCCCGGGCCCUGUCCCCUGCAGUGCUCCGCGUCCCCGGCCCCUAUUUCCCCACCCUGCCCCUGGUCUUCCACGUCCUGGAUCGGCCCCAGCACGGCACCCUCCGGCAUGCAGAGCACCCCACAGAUGACAGCCUCGACGCCUUCACCUGGAGAGAGGUGGAACAGCAGCUCAUCCUCUACGUCCACGAUGGGAGCGAGACCCGGGCGGACAGCUUCACCCUCCUGGCCAAUGUCUCCGAGAUAGACCGGCAGAGCCGGCCGGCCGUGAUCAGCGUCACCGUGCUGCCCCGCAAUGAUGAGGUUCCAGUGGUGACCGUCAACCCCGGCCUGCAGAUGUGGGAAGGCACCACCGUGGCCAUCACCCCCGAGAUGCUGAGGAGCGAGGACGAGGACUCCCCGCCUGAGGACUUGCUUUACACCAUUGAGCAGCCUACCAAUGGGAAGGUCCUGCUGAGGUCGUCUCCUAGCAACGAGGUCCGGCAGUUCACUCAGGCGCAGAUAAAUAGUGGACUUGUGCAGUUCGCGCAUGAAGGAUCCCUGGAGGGCGGCUUCCGUUUUGAUGUUUCCGAUGGAGAAAACAUCUCCCCGGGGCACUUCUUCUCUGUGAAGGCCCAGAAGCAGUUACACAUCACCGCAGGAAGCAUCCAGGCCCUGAUGGUCUGCCCAGGAACCUUUCAGCCCAUCACCAGCCAAAACCUGAAAGCAGAGACCAAUGAAGGGACGGACGCCCACCAGUUACUGUUCAGCGUAGAGCAGCCUCCAAGACUGGGCCGGCUGGUGAAUUCCAGGUUGGGUAGAGAGAGGGGAGAGCUGAUCAACUUCACUCAGGCUGAGGUGGACUCUGGGAUGAUCUUUUAUGAGCACGAUAUGCCCCCGGAACCUUUCUGGCUCUCCGAGGAUGCCCUGGGCCUCCGGGUGUCGUCUCCGCCGGCCCGCAGCCUCUUCAUCAGCCUGCCUGUGACGGUGUCUUUCGAGGCCAACUGCCCCCAGCGGGCCACCCGCCUGUGGAGGAACGAAGGACUCUGGGUCCCAGAAGGUCAAAGCGCAGAGAUCAACCAGGUAGCGUUGGAUGCAUCUAACCUCCUGGCCGGCCUCCCCAAAUCCCAGAGACCGACCCACGACGUGGUCUUCCUGGUGACCGAAUUCCCGGCCCACGGGGAGCUCUCGGUGGCCGGGGAGGCCCUCGGCCCCAGCCGCCCGUACUUCCUGCAGUCGGACCUGGCCGCGGGGCGCUUGGCCUACACCCACAGGGGUGGGGGAACCCAACCAGACCGCUUCCGCUUCCGGGCCCAGCUCAGAGCCGGGGCACGGGGGUCCGGCCAGCCUCCCGAGGCCGAGCCCGGGGCCACGGUGGCCGAGGCCUUCAACAUCACCGUGAGAGACGUCAACGAGAAGCCCCCCUGGCCACAGGAGGCCUCCCCGCUGCAGGUCCUCCGGGGGUCCUGGGCGGUCCUCUCCCGAGACCACCUGAGCGUCGUGGACCCCGACUCCACCCCCGAAGAGAUCCAGUACCAGGUCCGAAGGGGGCCCCUCGGUGGCUUCUUGGCGCCGGCGGGAGACCCGGGGACGCCCCUGAGCCACUUCACCCAGGCAGACGUGGACGCCGGCCUGCUGGUGUUUGUCGCCAACGGCAGCAGCUCUGAGGGCUCCUUCCAGCUGAGUGUUUCAGAUGGUGCCAGCCCCCCGGUCCCCGCCACCCUGACCGUUCUCGUGCUCCCCACCGCCAUCACCGUGGUCAGCCGCACCCCGCUGGAGGUGCCACAGGGCCUGAACCAGGCCCCGCUGACCCGGGACCACCUCCUCGCCACCUCCGACCAGGAAGAGCCAGACGCCUUCUACCGCAUCACGGAAGGACCCCGGUUCGGCCUACUUAUGGUGGGCGGACGGCCCGUGGAAGGUUUCAGCCAGAGGCAGGUGGACUGGGGCGAGGUGGCCUUCACCUUCACCAACUUCACUUCGGCCCAGGACGCAUUUGGCCUCCUGGUGAGGGCCCGGGGGGCCAACGGCUCAGCCGCGCUCAACCUCACAGUCCGGCCCCUGGUCUGGGUGAGGCAAGGGGCAUCGUGGCCCCGGGGCACCACCCUCCGGGUGGACCGGGGGGUCCUGGAUGCCAGUGAGCUGGCCAACCUCACGGGGAGCGUGCCUGGGUUCCGGGUGCUGCAGGCGCCCCGGAACGGGCAGCUAGUGAGAGCCUCGGGGGGCACACCGCUGGACGCCUUCACCCAGAAGGACCUGGAAGAGGGCCUGAUCGGGCUGGAGCUGGCAGAAGCGGAGGAGGGCAGCCCCACCUCCCAGGACGACAGCAUCACGCUGGAGCUGACCGCCCGGGGGGUCCCUCCCGCUGUCGUCUCUCUGGCCUUUGCCACUGAACCCUACAACUCCUCCCGGCCCUAUGGUGUCCAGCUGCUGCGUGGGCCCCAGGCGGCUGGGCCCAGUGGGGUCCCCCGCCCACCCCAGGAGGACACUGCCUCUCGAACUGUCUCAGGGCCCAAGGGGCCGGAGAGGCCCACGGCCCACACCGGGCAGCCGGACGUGCCCCCCACUGGCUGGCGGGGCCAGGACGUCACGACCGAGCCCUCGCCGACUCAAAGGGGCUCUUUUCUCCGCUUCGUUGAGGCCAACAUGUUCAGCGUGAUCAUCCCCAUCUGCCUUAUCCUGCUGCUCCUGGCCCUAAUCCUCCCCCUGCUCUUCUACCUCCGCAAGCGCAACAAGACAGGCCAGCACAACGUGCAGGGCAUCUCCGCCAAGCCUCGUAACGGCACCGUCCCCGACCAGGAGAUGUUCCGCAAGACUGACCCCGGCCAGGGCAUCCCCCUGACGCCUGUGCCGCCCAAAGGCCGGGAGGCCGGCGGGCAGCAGGACCCCGAGCUGCUGCAGUUCUGUCGGACCCCCAACCCCGCCCUCAAAAACAACCAGUACUGGGUCUGAGCCCCCCCUGGGAGCCAGAGACACCAAAAGGUCAGAGUUCCUCUGGCCCCCUCGUCCUGAGAGCCUCGGCCUGCUCCCGCCCCUCCUCCUCUUCCUCCCCCUGGUUCUUCCAUCCCUCUCCCUCCCCAGGUGAGCGGCUGCCUCAUCGAGAUGAACAGGCAAGGUCUCCAGUGCCAGCUUCUAAACCUCCUCGCCCUGGCCAAGAGGUCCCUGUGGUGAAGGAAUCAGGCCUGGACCAGGAACACUGAGGGCCAUUGAGCUGGGAGGGGAGGAGGGUCCAGAGCAGUGAUCUGGGGGCACCUCUCUUCCCCAGGGGUGGAGCCGGAAAAAACGGGCAAAGGGGGAAUGAAGUCUCCCCUGGCUUUAGUUCGGCAGGGAGGGCGCUGGGUGUCAGUAAUCCCCGGCUCCCAGUUUGGCCUGGGCUUUGUUCCAUGGUCCUGGUCAGCCCCACUCAGCCCCAGCCUCCUCCACCACUGCCACCACCUCCGGGCCGGGGUUAAGAAGGAGAAAGAGAGACCGGGUCUGCAGUGCUCUGGGCUCCUGCCAGAGAGGGGACUGAGAAAAGAACGGGAGGGGUUCCGUAACCACAUUCGGGGACCAAGAGAGGCGUAGCCUCUCCCCAGUGCCCCUGAUCCCAGAUCUGGCCCUUCUCUGCAGCUCCCACAGCCCACCACCUCCCGAGGCAGCCCUGAUAGAGCUGUGAUUUGGCCUUCCGAGGAGAGGCCUCUCCAGGAAUCCACCUAGGAGUGGGAGAACAGUGGCCCGCAAACGGGUCACCUCCAGAUGCCCGGACUUUCCCUCUGCCCUUGAGGCUGGCUGGGACAGGCAGUGGGGAGAAAAAACUGUCCCCGGCCCCGUAGGCAUUGCAUGCUUCCCCGGCCAUCACCACCCAGGGGAAAGUUUCACAGUCCACUCCACGGUAUCCGCAAGAGAGAAGGGGGCGGAUGCCGGGCAACCCCCACCCCCAAAACACCCAAGCACACACAUGCAUGGAACUCCGCUGGGGCAAUGGUUUGGGGCUCCUUGGGGCAUCAGAGGAAAUUGGUUCUGAGCCCCAUGAAGGUCAUGGGGCACCACUGCCUCGGGUCAGAAGAAUCUGCAGAGAACUAUAACCGUGGAGUGCCACGUGGCAGAAAGAGGGGCUGUGGACUAUUAGGAUGCUGUCGCAGGCAAACCCUGGCCUGGAUAACUAGAAGAUGGAGAGAU